AUGACCAUCACAAAGGAAAAGGUUCAAGAGAUCUUGAACAAAGCUGCCCUCCGGUAUCGAGGCCCCGGAGGUGCCAUCGCUGUCGUCCAAGAUGGCCAUGUCAUUGGCCAACGCGUCUGGGGAUUCGCUGACCUGGAACAGCGAGUUCCCAUGACAUCCCAGACGCAACUGCCCAUCUGUUCAAUUACUAAACAAUUUGUGUGUGCGCUAUUGAUUGAUCUGGAGCGCAAUCCAACCCCGGCAUUAGCUGCAAAGGGUGGUGUCCGGAAACAGCUCUCGGACCAUCUCACCGAGAUCCUAAGCCCGGAGCUUACUCGCGACGGUGAACUGACGCUUGAACGGCUUUGCGACAUGCAAUCCGGCAUGCGCGACUACUGGGCUAUGACCGCAUUGUGGGGCUCCAAGCCCGACGACGAGUUUCUGAUAGCCAGAGACUGCGGUCCACUACUUGCCCGAACCAAGUCAUUCCACUUCCAGCCGGGAACGGAAUUUUCUUACUGCAAUGUCAACUUCCACGUACUUGCCCGAGUGAUUGAACGAGCGACUGGAGAGUCUCUUGAUAAAUUGCUCGAAGACAGAAUACUCCGACCGGCUGGUAUGAGCACGGCAUUCCUUUGUCCCAACACCGCACAUCACCCACCGCCGUGUGUCGGGUAUGAGGGCACCGAGCAGCAUGGUUUUACAGCGGCCGUUAACAGAAUGGAGUGGUCGGGCGAUGCUGGAUUAGUGGCUUCACUCACUGAUAUGAUCGCGUACGAAAAGUAUCUCGAUCACUGCUACGCUGAUCCACAAAGCUGGUACCACACCGCUAUAGUUCCUCCGAAAUUCAAAGACGGUACUCCUGCAAAGUAUCGUUAUGGGCUAAGUCACACUGACAUUGACGGUGUGAACACGAUCGGACAUGGUGGAGCGUUGCGAGGGUAUCGACUGCACCGGCGGCACGCACCACACGAGCGCUUGUCCGUCGUCGUAAUGUUUAACAGUGACUCUGACGCAUUCGGCCCCAACAUUGAUAUCUUCCGAGACCUCUUGGAAUUACCCAAGCCUGUGACAGCGUCCGUCCAGGCUACCGCGGACUGGGUCGGCGCGUUUCUUGAUCAGGAUACCCAAUUGUCGAUCGUCAUCACCAAGGGCGCACAGGAUGGAGAGGUAGCCAUUACCUAUGACGGCUCUGCCGAUACUAUCAAGCUUAGUACACCGAACCAUGGGAGGUCUAACUCGGCCGUCGCAACAGUUGAUGGAGAUUCCUUGAGUAUUCAUCGUGUGGGAGAUAACCGGAUACUCAGUGCUCGGCGUAUUGCCCCGAAAGAGUCAAUCCUUCGAGAUAAUUCAUUCCAGGGUGUCUACCACUGUACUGAGAUUGAAUCUACCUUCCACUGCAAUGGCGAGGAUGGCAUGCUCUACGGUGCAUUUGAUGGAUAUCUGGGCCAAGGACAUGCAACUCCCAUGAAAUAUCUGGGAGAUGAUGUCUGGGUCUUGACUUGUCCACGUGGUUUGGAUGCCCCAGCUCCGGGAGAUUGGACCAUUGUCUUUUCUCGGGAUGAGCACAAUGUAAUUCAAGGGUUUACGAUUGGUUGCUGGUUGGCCAGGAAGGUUGACUUUGUGAAGAAAGUUUGA
Penicillium digitatum Pd1 is the source of this 1617-nucleotide messenger RNA. Its product is annotated as Beta-lactamase family protein. The record is from RefSeq and is a predicted model, not a curated record. Gene Ontology annotation, molecular function: aminopeptidase activity. Lineage: Eukaryota; Fungi; Ascomycota; Eurotiomycetes; Eurotiales; Aspergillaceae.